AUGAAUUCCAGGGAUAUUGAGCAGCGCCCUGUCAAAAAAAGACGAUUUUUCCAAGAUGAGAACGAGGCCAGCUUUCCGCCCAAAUUCACCAAUGGCGACGCGUCGGCCUUCACCACCUUCGGCCUGUCAAGCUCAUCGAAGGAGGCUCCCACACCCGUUGAGGACAAUGCUGCAGACAGACGGGCGGUAGAGGUGAAUAAAGUGACUGGCAAUGAAUCUGAUUUUGAUACCGAGCUUUUCUCCACCAUCGUUGGGCGCAAGGUUCCAGCUCAUGUUAUCGUUCAACUCCGCCGCCGUGCAGGGGACGAUAUGGAGAAAGCCGUCAAUAUCUACCUGGAUAGCUCUUGGGAGGAAGAUAAUGAUGCGAAAAUAACAGACGUCUCCCAGCCAUCAAGCGACAAUAAUACUGAAGAAGCCUCUGCAAUCAAAGCUUCUUCGCCUCAGAAGGACAUGGAUGUGACGGCUGCCGAGGAUGACAAUGAAUGCAGCUCCUUGUCUUCGGAAAAUCCUGAGUAUCGAUAUCUCGGCGCCUUUGGCGUUGGUGGAUGGGCAACGAGGUCGAGUACAAACUCACUUAAGUAUGGGGAAGAGGUCAAAAUUCAGCGCACGAAACCCCAGGGUCAGCUCAAAAUAGGGAAGCCUAAAAGAGUGAUAUCAAAUUCUAAAACGGAUGUUAUAACGAGAUUCACGAACUCCAAAGGUGACGAGAUUGGAAGAUUACCACAAGAAACUGCAUCAUGGGUAUCAACUUUGAUCGAUCAGAAGAUAUGCAAAUUUACAGCUGUAUGUGUCUUUGCACCGGAGAGAAUCCGCAUCAACGAUACUAUAUACUUGCAACUUAGAUGUUACGUGCUCAACUCAGCCUUUAAAAAACGCUUCUCGCCGGGAUUGGAGGAUAACACUCCUCGUCUUUUCGAGCAAGAGGAAACAGCGGAAGAAAAGGCACUUCGGUUACGUCAAGUUGCAUUAGUGACCCUUUUUGAUGAGAUCUGCCUCUCACCAACCUCUGGGGAUGAGACUACCGCGAAGCAUAAGAAAAGCGGGAUUCUGCGUGCUGCAGAAAUUGUUGAACAGAAUACGAAACCAGGGAAAUCGACUGGAGAUCCAUCAAAAGAUGCCGAAGAAGCAUCCGAAAGUGAUGAUGGUGAACACCUCGAUCAAGACCAGCUAGAUGCGUUGUAUCACAAGGCUCAGUGUUUUGAUUUCAGCAUGCCCGAAGCUACUCCAAGUGAAAGUUUUAAUUUGGAGCUACGAAAGUAUCAACAACAGGCACUUUACUGGCUUAUCUCUAAGGAGAAGGACGAAAAUUCAACCAAGCAAAGGUCGAUGCAUCCUCUAUGGGAAGAAUACUCCUGGCCUAUAAAAGAUGUUGAUGAUAAUUCUCUGCCGCGUGUACGUGGUAAAGAUUACUUCUACGUUAACCCAUACUCUGGGGAAUUAAGCCUUGACUUUCCAGUACAGGAACAGAAUUGUUUGGGUGGAAUUCUUGCCGACGAGAUGGGGCUAGGUAAGACCAUCGAGAUGAUGAGCUUGAUACAUUCUCAUAAACCUAGCCAAGGAUAUAUUAACGGUACUACAUUGCCAUCAUCGAGUCGAGGUAUUACAUGGCCACAAAACGCUUCAGGAAUUUUUCAUGCUCCACAUACCACACUUGUUGUUGCUCCUACAUCCCUUUUGUCACAAUGGGAAAGUGAAGCUUUGAAGGCGUCAAAGCCGGGGACCAUGAAAAUUCUAGUUUAUUACGGAACAGACAAAUCAGUCAACCUCAGGAGUAUUUGCUCUCCCACAAACCCGGCAGCUCCUAAUGUAAUCAUCACCAGCUAUGGAGUUGUUCGCUCAGAGCAUAGCCAGAUUCUUUCAGGCCGCACGAACAUGAGUGAUAACGGCCUCUUCUCCGUCGAAUAUUUCCGUGUAAUUCUUGAUGAAGCUCAUUAUAUCAAGAAUCGGGCCUCCAAAACAGCAAAAGCGUGUUAUGGAAUCGGUGCCAAACAUAGAUGGGUCCUAACGGGUACUCCCAUUGUGAACCGGCUUGAAGACCUUUAUAGUCUCGUACGCUUCCUCAAGGUGGAACCGUGGUGCAAUUUUUCGUUCUGGAAGACUUUUAUCACUGUUCCAUUCGAGUCGAAAGACUUUGCGCGCGCAUUAAGCGUUGUACAGACUGUCCUUGAACCACUGGUUCUUCGGCGCACGAAAACAAUGAAAACUCCCGAGGGAGAGGCCCUUGUUCCCUUACCAUCUCGUACCAUCACAGUAGAAGAGGUUGAACUGUCUGAACAAGAGAGAGAUAUUUAUGACGUUAUUUUUAACAGAGCCAAACGGACUUUCAACGACAAUAUAGCCGCAGGGACAUUGUUAAAGUCUUAUACCACUAUUUUUGCUCAAAUUCUCCGUUUACGGCAAACAUGCUGCCAUCCUAUUCUUACUAGAAACCAAUCUAUCGUCGCGGAAGAAGAAGAUGCUGCUAUUGCUGCUGAUGAAAUAAACAUUUUGAAAGACAACAUGGAUCUUCAGGAGCUUAUUGACAGAUUCUCAAGCUCUAUACAGUCUUCGGAUGGUGAGGAGCGGGAUCCUACCGCCAAUUUCACAACUCAUGCACUCAAACAAAUUCAGGCAGAAUCUAGUGGUGAAUGCCCUAUCUGUUCCGAGGAGCCAAUGAUCAAUCCAGCAGUUACUUCAUGUUGGCAUAGUGCUUGCAAAACUUGUUUGGAGUCCUAUAUUAAACACCAGACUGACAAAGGAGAGGUUCCGCGGUGUUUCUGCUGCCGCGAGGAGCUAAGCUCUCGCGAUAUCUUUGAAGUCGUGCGCCAUGACUCGCCAGAACAGACUCCCUCAACACAGAACCCUCCUGCAUUGGAUUGUCCCACUCCCCCAGGAGGCCGAAUAUCCCUACGUCGAAUCAAUCCCCUUUCUCCCUCUGCGAAAACCUCUGCCAAAAUACACGCUCUUAUUACCCAUCUUUCGCAUCUUCCCAAAGGCACUAAAGCUGUGGUAUUUUCUCAGUUCACCUCCUUUCUGGACUUAAUAUCCCCACAGCUGACCACAGCGGGCAUUGCACAUCUUCGCUUUGAUGGCACGAUGAGUCAAAAGGCUCGUGCUACGGUCCUUGCGCAGUUCAAUGCCCCUAUAGUUGACGAAGACGACAUUGACGAUGAUGAAGAUAUUACAAACUCCCCGGACCCUUUCAAGGGAUACCGAAGUAAGCCUAAGAAAGAGAAGACUCUCCCUCCGAGUGUACUUUUGAUCAGCUUGAGAGCUGGCGGUGUUGGAUUGAAUCUGACAGUCGCAAACCACGUGUUCAUGAUGGACCCCUGGUGGAGUUUCGCCGUGGAAGCCCAGGCCAUUGAUCGUGUACAUCGUAUGGGCCAGCUACGGGAUGUGAAAGUGGUCAGGUUCGUGGUGAAAAACAGUAUUGAAGGGAGAAUUCUUAAAAUUCAGGAGCGGAAAAUGAUGAUUGCCGGCUCUCUUGGUUUACGAGUUGGCGGCGAUGGGAGCGACGAAGAUAAGAGAGAGCAACGCAUCGAAGAAUUGAAACUCUUGUUUGAAUAG
Nannizzia gypsea CBS 118893 is the source of this 3546-nucleotide messenger RNA. Its product is annotated as DNA repair protein rad5. The record is from RefSeq and is a predicted model, not a curated record. The transcript has a single exon. The coding region runs from base 1 to 3546 and encodes 1181 amino acids. NCBI's taxonomy places the organism in Eukaryota, Fungi, Ascomycota, Eurotiomycetes, Onygenales, Arthrodermataceae. Gene Ontology annotation, molecular function: hydrolase activity, acting on acid anhydrides, in phosphorus-containing anhydrides; zinc ion binding; nucleic acid binding.